UACUGAGCCUACUCACACCCUACUGUACCUCCAUAGCUGGUCCCUAUCUCCCUAUAAGCGCCGCGAGCCACACCCUCUUGCCGCAAAACGCCAAGAAAUAGAGGGGAAAAAGGGGAAAAAGAAAGAAAAGUAUGAGAGAGGCAAUCAUUCACAGGCACACCACAGCACACGGUCACACACAAUCACAAUCCAGUCAUCACAAACCAGUUGCGCCUCUUCGCUUCUCACCCAUCCACCCACACAGUCUCUCGGCGCAGCAAAUCUCCCAGACAGGAUGGAAGGGAGGGAGGGCACACACACACGCACGCUGCAGCCUACGCCCACCGGCGCUUAUCCUGCGCUAUUCACUGUGUAUCUUCAAUCUGAUCGAUAAGGCUGAGCAACGCCUGCAUCUCGUCCGCCCCUGCAUCUGCACCUUAUCCCGUCCCGUCCCAACCCAACCCAUCCCAUCACCUAGGCGUCAAACAACGACUAUCGUCAAGUCUGCCUUCUACCCGCCCGCCUGCCUACCGCCAGCCUGCCUGUACAGACGCGGCACAUCUCCUACACCACCCACUCAGAGUGCCUCGAGACCAAUCAAAUAAGCGCCCAUUUUGCGCAGAGAGAGGGGGCGUGUGACUCUUUCCUCCCUCCCGUCCAUGCUGUGCAUGACGGAAAAGCUGAGCUGAGAGAGAGGUGAAAGAUUUGAGAGCUGAGAAAGCUGUUGCCCCCGUGACUCUUCCGAAGUGCCCAACCACCUCUUCCCGUCUUCUCCGUACGGUACGUAGGUUGGUAGGUCAUUUCUAUAGGCUACUGGCAAGAUUCUAG
Messenger RNA from Westerdykella ornata, 807 nucleotides. RefSeq lists its product as uncharacterized. NCBI's taxonomy places the organism in Eukaryota, Fungi, Ascomycota, Dothideomycetes, Pleosporales, Sporormiaceae. The transcript has a single exon. Bases 132 to 584 code for a protein of 150 amino acids. The record is from RefSeq and is a predicted model, not a curated record.